This is a messenger RNA of Equus quagga, 1042 nucleotides long. It is a transcript of the gene CAV3, whose product is annotated as caveolin 3. Gene Ontology annotation, biological process: caveola assembly; regulation of membrane depolarization during cardiac muscle cell action potential. Gene Ontology annotation, molecular function: transmembrane transporter binding; connexin binding; molecular adaptor activity. NCBI's taxonomy places the organism in Eukaryota, Metazoa, Chordata, Mammalia, Perissodactyla, Equidae. Gene Ontology annotation, cellular component: caveola. The record is from RefSeq and is a predicted model, not a curated record. Bases 174 to 629 code for a protein of 151 amino acids. The transcript is spliced from 2 exons.
CGAGAGCAGGCCGGAGUUAUGUGGGACAGCUGUCAGCCGGCACGCAGGGUGGGGCCUGCUUAGCCGGCAGGGGCACAAGUCUGGGGACACUGAACGGGUGUCCCUGCCCCAAGUCUUCAGCCCCGCCGGCCACGCAGCUCCGGUCUCCUCCCGCGGGUCCUCCCAGCUCUGCGAUGAUGGCCGAGGAGCACACAGACCUGGAGGCCCAGAUCGUCAAGGACAUUCACUUCAAGGAGAUCGACUUGGUGAACCGGGACCCCAAGAACAUUAACGAGGACAUAGUGAAGGUGGAUUUCGAAGACGUGAUCGCGGAGCCCGUGGGCACCUACAGCUUCGACGGCGUGUGGAAGGUGAGCUACACCACCUUCACCGUCUCCAAGUACUGGUGCUACCGCCUGCUGUCCACGCUGCUCGGCGUCCCGCUGGCCCUGCUCUGGGGCUUCCUGUUCGCCUGCAUCUCCUUCUGCCACAUCUGGGCGGUCGUGCCGUGCAUUAAGAGCUACCUGAUCGAGAUCCAGUGCAUCAGCCACAUCUACUCCCUCUGCAUCCGCACCUUCUGCAACCCGCUCUUCGCCGCGCUGGGCCAGAUGUGCAGCAACAUCAAGGUGAUGCUGCGGAAGGAGGUGUAAGGCCGGGAGUGGCGACGGGGGCGGCCGCGCGGGGGAUGUCAGCCCAGGCCGGCCCCACAGGACUGCUCCACGCGGGCUGCCGGCGAGCUUUUUCUCCUUAGGGACUGCUAUUUCCCCCCAAGACGGGAGCACACACUUCAGGGAAGCCAGAAAGAGAAGACGACCCCCGCGCGCGGAAGCACAGAGGCCCUUCACUCUGCCCCGCCCCCCACGAUGCCCCCUCGACCCGGCGUGAGGGAAGAUGGUUUGCUAAGAGGCAGCUACUGCAAGUCUUUGCGUUCACCUGUACUGUAACAGCGUCCACCAGCACUCGGUUCCCACCCGGGCUCAACCCGUCCACACACGCCGCCCGGGAAAGCCACCGGUGACUGUCGGCGUUGGGAGGGUGGCUCCAAUAAAGGGUUUCGGCCGCA